Molecule: messenger RNA, 633 nt
Organism: Macadamia integrifolia
Lineage: Eukaryota; Viridiplantae; Streptophyta; Magnoliopsida; Proteales; Proteaceae
Exons: 2
Coding region: 1-633 (210 amino acids)
Source: RefSeq, a predicted model, not a curated record
AUGAGAUCCCCAAGAACCCCUAAUCCCAAAAGCACUACUAUAAUAUGGAAUGAAGCUGAACUAAGAGCAUUCAUCAACCAUAUGGUUGAGAAUGCAAGGAAAGGAUUGAAGACCAACUCAACGUUCACAAAGAUUGGAUGGGAGAAUAUUUGUAAAGGAUUGGAGGCUGAAUUCAAGCGACCAUUUGGGAAGGAGCAACUCUGUAAUAAGAUGAACAAGUUACGAAAUGAGUAUAACAGCUUCAGGAGGUUGUUGGAAACAACUGGAUUCGGGUGGGAUGCAAAUGCUCAGACUGCAACAGCUGAGGAUUCUGUAUGGGAAUCAGCUAUUCAGGGAAACAAAGAUUGGGCAAAGUAUAGAAGAAAUGGUCUUACUUGGUGGUCAGAGUUGUUAGAGAUCUUCUCCGACUCAAUUGCCUGUGGAGAUGGAGGGUUUUCCCAGUCUAAUGUUGUUAUUCCUUCGUCUACUAACCUUGCUAAUGAUAAUGAUGAUUUUCAGGAGAUUGAUCCUGAUGACAGUGAUGGUAGUAGUGGUACACCCAAAAUAUCUACUCCUCCCAAGCGGCAACUUGACAGGACUCCUACGGAUCAUAGGAGGAAGAGCCAAACAAGGGCAAUCAUGAACUCUACUUAG